AUGGCGGAAAAUGCUGUUUGGCGGCAAGAAACACGUAAAACCAAUCUGAAACGAGCUCGUUUAGCUGACGAACAAGAAGAAGUUGAAGAUACACACGAUAAGGCUCCAAGUUUCAUCAGAAGUCAGUUGAACACCGCCGCAGCAGACUUAACAGUUGAGCAACGACUACAGAGUAAUAAAAGAUCUCUUCAGCGCUCAGAAGGUUUCAUGGAUUCAAAGUUCACUUCUAAGUAA
Strongylus vulgaris is the source of this 234-nucleotide messenger RNA. Lineage: Eukaryota; Metazoa; Nematoda; Chromadorea; Rhabditida; Strongylidae. The record is from the annotation of a GenBank genome assembly.